Messenger RNA from Caenorhabditis angaria, 1497 nucleotides. The record is from the annotation of a GenBank genome assembly. Lineage: Eukaryota; Metazoa; Nematoda; Chromadorea; Rhabditida; Rhabditidae.
AUGACUUUCUUUUCAAAUAAUAUCAUAAUAAUAUUUCUUCUUCUUCCAAUUCAAAUCACUUCAAAUCAAUCUCUCGAAUGUUUGCAUUCAAUCGAUAAUUCAAUAAUCGAGCCAUAUCCUUUUAUACAAUUCGACAAAAAUGUGAUGCGAAAUCGAACUGUGGAUAUUGAAAAAGUUGGGCUGGUUAUGAAUCAAACUGUUUAUACAUAUGAGCAAGCUAGGAAGUUUGGAGCACCGGUAAAGAAAUCUGAUUUGAAAAAAAAUAAUGCAAAAAUUAUAGGCAUGUGUGAUCUACACAGCUAUCGAUAAUCCUGAAGUUUUCGUUUGGUUUGGAGCUGUAUCUCAGAGUUUAUUGCCAUUUGAAUGCAAUCAAACAAGUGAGUGGGAAAGAUUUCAGAUUCUGGAGAAAAAUCCGGUUUCAGUCCAGAUUUUCAGCUUGAAUAUGAAAAUGUCAAAAUUUAAUUUUAAAUCUCUAGAAAUUCUCUACAAAAGGAGACCAAACACGAAUUUUGAAAUUUUCAGAUUAUGGCUGAAAAUUCGGGCUAAAAUUGAGAAUCUCAACAAAAAUUAUAAGUUUCGGUCCGGAUUUUCAGCAGAAUCUGAAAAUUUCAGAUUUAAAUUUAGGUUCAUUGAGAACCUCACUUUUACCAACUUCAAAACCAAUUCCCAAAUUUUCAGAAAGUAUGCAAUGCGUCGACGAUGUUCCAUUUUCUCGAUCACCCGUCAAGAAAAACGGCUUUCUCUGCUGUUGUUCUUCUGAUCAAUGCAAUUACCGUAAUCCCGAAUAUUAUGCACAUAUCCGAAAUUUGUAUACACCAAUGACUAUUUCAUUUGCAAGAUUUUGGUUUUGUUUGAUUUUUUUGUGUUUUGGUAUGAUCAUUUUUACUGUGGUCGAAGUUGAAAUUACGAAAAUAUUGAAAAAUCUUCCAUGCUUGUGAGUUACAAUAAUUUCUUUGGUUAAUUAAGAACGAAAGUUAGGAUAACUUUGCCGCUUCUUAAAAAUGUAUUUUUUGCAGUAGAAAGAAAGCCCAAUCGAUUGAGGAAUUCGAAAUGCAUGAAAGAAAUGAAUAUAAUGGCAAUUUUAUAUUUUCACUUGAACAAACUCAAGAUGGAGAAUUAUCAGAAGAAGAAAAAGCUGAAAAGGGUAGUGAAAUGAAGUUGGAAACGGAAAAGAAGACACAAGAAAUCACAGAAUUUGUUGGUGCUCCAGAAGAAGGAAGAGAAAAAUCAAGAUUUAGAAAAUCAAGUGAAACUGCGAAAAUGUCAACUGAUGCAUAUCCAGAAAUGACUACACAGACUCCAAAUAAACCAAUUAAGCCAAGUUUCUUGUUCAAGAAUAAAAAAAAGAAGUUGGCAAAUGAGAAAGUAUCUACUGAAUCAACACAGGAUGAUGAUAUUGUGCCACUUCCACCGAAACCGCAAGUUAGAGUUAUUGGAAAUCGUGUGCAGGGAAUUUCGAUGAAUUAUGAUAAUAGUACUUUUUCGGAUUUGGCAUAA